Priapulus caudatus is the source of this 2467-nucleotide messenger RNA. RefSeq lists its product as uncharacterized. NCBI's taxonomy places the organism in Eukaryota, Metazoa, Priapulida, Priapulimorpha, Priapulimorphida, Priapulidae. The record is from RefSeq and is a predicted model, not a curated record. The transcript is spliced from 5 exons. Bases 105 to 1745 code for a protein of 546 amino acids.
AGGGACCGUCCUAUCUGAGCAGCAGCCAUAUUGGAUCCUGCGCUGAAGGUGACGUCCAGCUUACCUGGGAAUUACAAGCUACGAGCCCUGCGACAUCUGUGACCAUGUACUGGUGUGCGUGUAACAUCGUGCCAUGCCGCGGGGAGUGCGUCGGUGAGCUGCAGUGGACGCAUGUACCUCACGGAGCAGCGGCGCGCUCCUACCUCCUCAAGGACAUCGCCAACCACUGCGUCGCUAAAGUAGGCAUAUCGCUGCAGGAUGGCAACAGGACGAGUGGCAUCUACUGGGCCACCGAGGCCUACCUGGAGACGACGUUCCUAGCCUCAGUAGCAGCUGUCGGCCAGGUUCCCGAUUGGAUAUAUAUUGCCAUCGCAAUCGGCGUCUGCCUUUUUCUCGGCAUUGCCUCCGUUAUUUGGAAGAGAAAAUUUAUUAAACAGAGAUGGUGUAAAUUUGCUGAACUGGAAGGCAUUAUUAUUUUGCCCAACGUUGAUCAGACCAUCAAGGAUCCACUCGCCUACGACCAGAACGGCAAGCGUCCUCUCUCGGUGGAGCUAUCCAUGUCCGUUGACCCUGACAGUUACACGAUCAUCUCCUACCUGCACGUCGACGGCAUGGGUCGAGAGCAGAAGCAGAGCAUCUCGUCGACCGACUCCGGCUUCGCUAGUCCGACGGAGCGCUGCCGCAACAGCGUCGGCUUCGGCGACGCGACGGCGCCGAUCGGCAAGUGCCGAAAGUAUCAGCGCCAGUCUACGACGACGACGCCGGACGUCGGCGAGGACGUCGACAGCGGUAAGGACCUGCUGCGCGACGACGCGCGCGACUCGGGCGUCUGUUCAGCGCCCGCAUGCGACUUCAACGCCAACGAGAACCCGUACUCCGUCAUCGCCGAGGAGCGACGGCACGUAGGCGUCGCGCAGCCGAAGCCCGCCCGAGACGGGCACCCGUUUCGCUCUCUGUUCCGAAACGCAAAGGAGACGAAAGCGGUCGCUACUCUCGCGCAGCCGCCGAAGGUCCCGAUGAUAUGUAAUGCGACGUACAAGCCGUGCGGUCCUUCCCAGGUGCAGCGCACGCGCACAGACAAUAUGGCGGAUCAGGCCCCCGUGCAGCGAGAGCAGCAGGCGACGCGGGCGGGAAAUGUUCGAGCAGGCGACGGCAACGCCGACGACACGCCGGCGAAAAGCGUAGACGGCGAACGCCCAGAUGGCGCUGCGAUGUGCCACUACACUCUGCUCGCCUUCGCCGACGCGGACGACGAGGAUAACGGCGACGAACUAGCGUCGGCAAAACGCGCGACGACCCGCGGUGACGACACGUUAGCGGACGGGAGAGCGGCGGACGACAACGCGCCGAUCGACGGUUCACGCAACAUGUUGCUCGCUGCCCGCCAUGUGCCUCUGGGCCGCAUGAACAGCGCAGGCUACAUCGUCACCAGCUCGCCUCCUACGUCACGCCCGACGUCACCGCGGGCAGCGCCGAAACACUGCGCAUGCGCGGACGACACACUGAACAGUAGCACGCUCUACAUCGACGACGAUGAUGACGUGUUGAUGACAACGCCAUGCGCCAUGUUAGCUCCGCAGCUGACACCUGGCGGCCAACGGUGCCAAGUCGACGACGGCUACCGCAUGACGUCACAGCCAUCUAACCUGCCUGGAACGCUGGAAUUCUGCCGCAGCUACGAAGAGGGGUACAGUAGAAUGGGGAUGGCGGAGGACAGUAAUAAGGCGAACUACUUUGCAGUGUAGGACACGUCUACCUUCACCGCUGCUCUUAUUCCAAGCGGAUUCCACUUCAGUCAACAAGCAUCCCGCACGGGAUUUUGCACACGUUACAGCAUUCAUUACAUGAAGCAUUGAGUAAAUGCCCCUCCCCGUGCGAUCUGAUUACAACUCCGUACGCUUCAUGAACAGUAUUAAUCGAUUGAUCUUUCGUUGACGAAACAUCAGUGUAUAUUUUGAAAUCGCGUUGUUAAACAGCGCGUCAGUUCUACAUGUAUAUAUAAACUACCGAAGACUACUGCGCGAGGUUAUGUUCAGUUUUGCAUUUCGUAUAAUAUUUUGAUCCAUGUGUGUACAUACGUGUAUCUGUUCAUUCGAUGUUUGCGUGAGUGUGGGCGCACGCGUGCACACUCGUCUGUGCGUGUCACCGUCGCUGUGAUGUAGUGUAUAGGAAUCGGUGUACAUCGUGAAAAAUCAACGCGGUAUUUCGUUCUGGUUAUUUUAUUUGGUGAUAACUUCGCAAUAAGGCAAACGGUAUGCUUUGCUACGAAGUGUGUUAGUACGUGAUAUGCAUGUCUGAAGAGCGUGUACAUAGGCGCAUCUACAAUUGUAAUGAAUCUUGUUUUCGCUGACUGCGAACCAUCGCUGGCUUACCCUGGUUGGCUUACUACUAUAUCUAUUACACACACACGCGCGCGCGCUCGCACGCACAGACACACACACACACACACACACACAUACACACACAC